This is a messenger RNA of Brassica rapa (field mustard), 4410 nucleotides long. RefSeq lists its product as uncharacterized. NCBI's taxonomy places the organism in Eukaryota, Viridiplantae, Streptophyta, Magnoliopsida, Brassicales, Brassicaceae. The record is from RefSeq and is a predicted model, not a curated record.
CACAUGAGACAUGACACACCACACAUGUACUACCUUUAAUUUUCUUAGAGAUCAUCGACCAGAAAACCAGUGUGUCCGAUAUCUGGUUAACAUCAAACCAAUACACACCUGGAACUGAAUCACCAAAAGUAGCGCUAAACCUAAAUUCUAACGUCCCAACUUUGUAGGGAUAUGAUUUUUAUAAAUCUUUCUUUUUUUUUAACAAGAUUUUUAUAAAUCUUUCUUAUAUUCGUAAAAGGACUUUGUAUAUAUAUAAAUAAAAGCUUGUAUCCUUAUUGGCAAACAUAGGAUUGAAAAAGAAGAUGAAUAGCGUUGAAGCAGAAGAAAGAUCUGCAGAAUUUCUAGACAUGGCCAGAUCUUUGUUUUGGUUUGAGCGUUUGCUUCUCUCCGUGAUACUUCUCUUCUCCUCCAAUGGAGUCUCAUUAUUUAUCGGUCCUCUCCUUUUCUCCACUACCUUUUGCGCAUUACUCUUACACUGGUUAUGCCGUAAAAACUCUCCUGCAGACCGCUCUGUAAGUAUAUCAUAUAUACACAUCUUUAGUUUACCUUUAAUUCGUGUUAAAUAUCUCUCUCUUUCUUUUUGUUUUGUUUCAUAUAAGGGUGUUACUACUAGCCGAAUCUGGCUGUUUCUGUCCGACCGGUUCGUGUUUCUGGCGGCUCUAGGCGCUUAUAAGGCCGUCUGGCUUUUGCGUCUCACCGUUUUUAUUGCCGUCGCGGUUCACUAUGUUUACAUCAUCCAGUACCUUGAUAUAUCUUAUAAAACCCAUCUCGCCGAACUGAGAGGGAUUGAUGAUGACUCUAGUGAGGAAGGAGAUGUGAGCAAGGAGCUGGAGAAGACGAGGGAGUUAUUAGAAGAUUUGAAAGAGCAUGGAAAGAAGAUUGAUACAGAAAUGGAGUUUAUAGACCACCUUAUCAAUCCAGAUCUUGAAACACAUAGAAGAAACUUGUCCGUAAAACUCAUAGCGUUACGUAAAGAGACGAGAGAUGUUGGAGGAAAGAUAAGAACAUAUAAGGAGUUGAUGAGCAUUUUUGUCAACUCAGAACUUACUCUAAGAUCUAAGGUUGAAGAGGAUAUAAAAGCUUCGAGAGAAGUUGCAUCUCUAGCCGACCAAGUUCAUGAAGCCUACUUUGUGAUCCAAGAAACUGCCAAAGCGGCGAAAACAACAUCUGACAGAGCUUAUCUAACCUACUUAUUUGCGCAAGAAAUCUCUGCACAAAUUCAAAACAAGAGAUGGAUGAUAAGAUUAGAUAUUGAGGGGUUGCCAGAGCUUAGAGAGGAAGUGAGGCGAAUGUCGUUGCAAUUUGCUGCUAGAAGAAUGGAGGCGAAGGUUGCUGCCGACAGAGCCGCCGAGGAGUUUUCAAAUGCAAGGGUGAAGCUGAUGGAGGCGGUCGGGAUCCAACAGUGGGAGGAGUACAAAAUCGACUAAGUCUUGCAUUAUAUUUAAGUGAUAAGUAAUAUUUCUCUCUAUUAUGUUAUACUCGAGGAAUUUCAUUUUCAACCGGUGUUGGGUCAUAGUUUAGUGGAGGGUUUUGGGUUUUUACCAAAUUUAUCAAGUUUUUAAUUAAUGAGUUUUCAUUAACUCUGAACCAAAUUAUAUACGGUACUGCAUUACGGUCAAAAUCGGGUAUAAAAACACCGAAUCAAACUUAAAAUAAAAAUUCUGAUAAUUAUUUUCAUAUAAUUUUUAAAUUUUGAAUACAAAAUUUAGUGAAUAAAAAAUUUAGUGCGUAGUACAAAUUACAAUUUCUUCAAAAUCCAAAAAAUUAUCACACAUAUAAAAAUAAUUUAAAUAAAUUAUGUACACAUGUUAAACAAGAAACAAUAUACAAAUUACUAUAUUUUUCGAAAGAAAUAAUUUCACGUUUUUAAAGCGCAGAUCAAAAUCUAAUUUCUUUUUAUUAUGUUACUCAAGGAAUUCCAUUUUCAAGUUUGUGCUUUUUGAUUUUCAUAUAGGCUUAUUUGAUGGGUGCUCCUUAGUCUUGUACAUAUAUUGAUUUUAGGGCCCCCUUGAUUUUAGUGGAACUUAUUUGCUUAUCUAUCUACCUUCAAAUUCUCCAAUAUGUUGUUAAAUGUUUAGUUUUUAUUGCUUUAUUAAUUAAUAAACUAGUAGGAUAAAAAAAAUUUACAUUGAUAAUUGAUAUACAUUUAGACACAAUUACAAUAUGUAGGACACUUAUUUAAAUAAAGUUUCUUUAUUAGCCUUCUAAUCUAGUAUUUUACUAAUUACUAGAGUAAACCCUCCCUACGGGCUGGCAAAUAAAAUAAAAAUUAUAUAAAAUUAUUUUAAAUGUUUAAUGUAAGGUGUACUAACGUUCAUAAGUUUUUCUAAAUAAAUUUAACUAUCCAUUUUAAAUUAUGUACUUCACUAAUUAUUAUAAAAUUGUUAAAAUAUUUUUAUACAUUUUUGAGAAAAAAACUAAAGAUCUUCAUGAUUUUAAAAAUUAUCUUAUUCAUUAUAACUAAAAAUAUUUAAAAAUGGAUGAUAUGAAAGUAUCGUUACUCUUUAUACAUAUACAUUUUUUGAGAAAGGGUAUACAUGUACAUUUUUUUGAGAAAUGGUAUAUUUCUAGAAUUGGACAUGUGUCAUGUAUUUAAAUAAACUUUUAUUCCUUUUGUUCUAUAGCUUUUUAUUUUUGACAUUUAUGUGUUCUUAUUAUAUUAAUUAUUUUCCAAAAUUAUUAUUUGUUGAAUAAGGUUUUUAUCGAGCUCAUUUUAAUAUUAUUUAUUUUUACAACAAUAUUACUUUUUUAUUUAUUAGAUUCUGUUAUUUUCUUAACUACUUUUCUAAAAAAGUUUGAUUAGUUAUUAAUAUUUUGGCAUGGUUUUUUUUGUUAAUUUUCUGAGAUAAGAUUCACUUUUGUGUGGGCUUGAUAAAAUAUGGAAAUGUUAUAUUAUCAAUGUAUUUUUUUAGUAUUACUAUUUCAAAAUUUCUUCACUUAUUUUAAUAUUUUAUAUUUUUUAAUAUGUAUUAUUUAUUUCUAAAUAAAUUAUUAUUUGUUGAUAGAAAAAUUGAUGUCAACCAUUUGGUUAAAUUAAAACGCCUGAUAAUAAUGAACAUUUAUGGAUUAUUAAAUAUUAAAUAUCUUGUUAAUAGAUUUAAUUUAAAUUAUAACAGAAUUAAAAUAUUGUCAAAUUUUUAGAAAGUCUUUUGAUGAGAUGGCAGUUUAAGUGGGGGUUAUUGGUUCUAAUACUUAAGUCGAUUUAUAAUUUUUUUUUGGAUUUAGAAAUCAUUGACAAAUCCCUUUAUUUUAAAAUCAAACAAACAGAUUUCAAAAUCAAUGAUAUAAAUUUCCAAAUCAAAAUAAGUUGAUUGUUAUAAAUGAAUGAAAUGGAUUUUCAAUUGAAGUUCUCAUUGCAUAAUAGGACAUCUAAUUCAUCACUUACAUGCGACAUUUACAUUUUCUUUUUCUGGAGUGUAUUGAUGUCUACGAAAUUCUGAAUUCAUGUUGAUAAUGUAUACAUUUGACUAAAAAGCUUAAGAACCUAUCAAAAGAAGCAUAGAGACAUUGCUAAGUUCGAAAAAGUAUAAUGUUCUUGUUUCAUUUAUUUGAUGGUGUUUCUUUAUGAUUUGUGAUUGGUUAUGUUACUUGAAUCACAAUAAUAUAAUAAUUAAUUUUAAUAUGUUGGUAGGCAAGACACGUUUUGUUUGUAUGGUUACUCUCAGGUGUCAAUUUAAAAUUGGAAGAAGUGCCAAUAAUAUCUCUCUUCACAAGAGACAACCAAUCCAUCAUUUCGGAAGAAUACGGUUUCGUAACGAUACAAAGGUAACGCCGCCAUCCGAGUCUCGUGUCGGUACGGCGAGAAGGUAAAACACUCCGGCCAACUGCUUAAACUCCUCUGCUCCAUUGAUGAAACGUCCGACGGACAAAGUUAGAGUCUUUGGUGAGAAAGACGCAUAAACUGAAAAACAAUAUCAUCAACAUUCCAGCAGGUCUUAAAAUAGUGAAGAAACACCUCAGAAAAAACAAAUCAUUUUCGUCAAUAAGGACUCCGCCGUCUUCUACUGUGGCAACAAAAAAAGAAAAAAAAAACAUCGUCUGAGGCACGGAGACGGAAUAACCCUCUUCUGCAACAACAAGAUAGCAUAAAAGUGACAUCCUACACGAUAAUAUGAUAAAUAACCCCAGCUUCGUUUGUAUGUAUUUUACAAUAAGUUUGUGUGCAAGACAUGUCCCUGAUGCAAAUUCUGAACAUGAACAAAAGAUAUUAUAAUGAGGUUUAUAUCAACCACGUGACUUGGGACACACAAAAAAUAUAAGGAAAUGGAAAAAAAAAAACAAUAAUGCAAAUCCAAUCAAAAUAACAAAGUUUAACUUGAUAUUUGUUUUCUUGUAUUUUACUCUUAAAAAUACACAUAAAUCCACUCAAAUCAAAAUCAAAACCAAAUCUUCAAACAAAUCAAUAACAUU